AUGUCUGAGCAAUUGCAAGAAGAAAAAUCUGUUGAUCAGAAAGAGGUUGAGGCCAAGGAAGAGACUGGUAAGAAGGAAGAGUCAUCCGAAAAGGAAAGCAAGUCUGAAGAACCUGCAAAGCGAAAGAAUGAGGAUGAGUCCCAAGAGAAAAAGAAGAAGAGAAAGCACUCGAGGCGCAAGUACGACGAUGUUCCGCCUGCAGAAGAUAAAGACUCCGAGGAGGAGGAGGAGGAGGAAGUUGACGAUGACAAUCUUGUAGUUGAAGAAGAAGAGGAAGAUGACCUGCAAGAAAUUGACACUGUCAACAUCAUCACGACGGGAAGAAGAACUCGUGGCAGGGUUGUGGACUACAGCAAAGUUAGCGAGCAAUUGAGCAAAGAGGAAAGCACUUCUCUCAAUGACGACGAUGGCGAGGAAGAUGGAGAUUUCAAAGAGCCUGAGGCAAAGAAUCAAUGA
Molecule: messenger RNA, 456 nt
Organism: Ogataea angusta
Lineage: Eukaryota; Fungi; Ascomycota; Pichiomycetes; Pichiales; Pichiaceae
Exons: 1
Coding region: 1-456 (151 amino acids)
Source: RefSeq, a predicted model, not a curated record